Cydia fagiglandana is the source of this 1484-nucleotide messenger RNA. RefSeq lists its product as uncharacterized. Gene Ontology annotation, cellular component: cytoplasm. Gene Ontology annotation, biological process: protein transport. NCBI's taxonomy places the organism in Eukaryota, Metazoa, Arthropoda, Insecta, Lepidoptera, Tortricidae. The coding region runs from base 205 to 1188 and encodes 327 amino acids. The transcript has 2 exons. The record is from RefSeq and is a predicted model, not a curated record.
UUUCUGUCUCGUUAGUACAACACCUUGGCUGUGAUAAGGAAAACAAAUGAAUUAGUGUGUAUCCUGUCCCAUAACGUUUUGUAUCUAACAUAUUGCCGGGAUCUAAAGAGGAGCCAUUCUUAACUACAGGACGAAGGAAAAGGGCCAAUUAACUUCUUCAGCAAAUUUGGCCACAAUCAGUUUGCUUUGGCCCCUUUAAUUGCUAUGGGGAUCCACUGUGACAUUAAUUUGCGUAAAUCAUCCGAUGGAAACUUUGUUACUGGAGGCACAGUAUCAGGUGUCGCUAGGUAUACUCUAGAUGAAGAAAUAGCUUAUACAAAGAUUUCAAUUUCAUUAAACGGUAGAGGAUAUCUAGAAGUACACAAUACUAGGAAGAAAGAUGAAGCAGACGGAUUAAUAAAAGAAGAAGAAGAAUAUUUAAAUGAAGAUAUUACAGUUCUGGAUAACCAAAAUGGGCAGGUUCUACCCAUUGACACUUAUGAUACACAGUUCCACUUUCAACUUCCACUGGGUAUACCACCGACACUCGACUUUGUUAAAAGUUCUGGCAGUCAUACAGUGCGAUGCAAGAUUAUUUAUUAUUUACAAUUAACAUUUGAAAGUCCCGAAGGUUGUAAGCGUUUUAGUACAACAAUUAAUGUUAUACCGGGCGUUGAUCCGAAGUUAUCAACAGAACCAAGGAUUUACGACAAGCAGAGGAAACUAAUACAAUUAUUAAGGGACAGCUUUGUUACUUUAAAAGCUACACUUAACAAUCCUGUAGUAACGCCCUGCAAUAAAGCUGAUUUAGUAUACGAAAUAUUUAAUGAUACUAAUGUUAAUUUCAAAUGCGUGGAAAGCAAAUUGGUGGAAGUAAUAUCUUUACCAAGAGGAUAUUAUGAUUCGACUUUUACUUAUGAAAUAGUUACUGAUAUAAAGACGGCCGGAGUGAGAAGUGGCGAAACUCAAACUAUUAAUGUAGAAAUUCCGAUACCUAAAGACGUCAACUCUAUUGAACAUUCCCAACUUAUUUCUCGUGAUUAUUUUGUGAAGAUAACUGUAUAUCUACCACUACCGUACCGUAACGUUACUCUGAAGGUACCUCUGCAAAUAGCGGGUGAUUCUAAAAAAAGCAUAAUGGAUGACGAUGAAUUGCUCACCCUUUGGGAAGCAAUGAAUGAAGAUGAUAUUGUAACAACUGUAUUAUAAGUAAUAAAGGCAAUCAUUUUUAAGAGGAGGGGAGGGAGGAGCACGUCUAAUGUAUACGUAAUGUAAAAAUAGUAAUGUUAGAUAAACGUCAGUCCAUACAAUGUGUACUACCAUUGGCCGCCUAUUUUCGACAGAGGGGAACGCCUGUUAAUGGCUACUCCGUUUGGUUAUAUUAUAUACUCAACUAACUCUACAUAGACUUUGCAAUGCCAGAGUUCGGAAGUGCUACCAUACGAAGGCGAAGCAUAAAAUUCCAUGAAAAUAUGAAAAUUAUAGUGGCGCUUCGAUAACAGAAA